UUACCCUUGACUCGACUCGGCUAGCAACAAACUUUAAUCGAGCGCGCGGAAAUUGAAACGAGAACUUCUCUAACAAAAAUGAGUGCUGCACCCAAAUUGAAGAGAAAGAAGAAGGUGAAAUUUUGCCCCAACCCUCUUUUCGUCCAGUGGCUGACUGAAUGGCGAGAUGCAGCCGCCGAAAAAGGGAUCAAAACCCAAUAUGCGUACGGCAAGGCGUUGGUUGCACUGAAGAAGUACCCUCUUCCGUUCCAGUCUGGCAAAGCUGCGAAGAUCCUGGACAACUUUGGAGACAAAAUUUGCAGCAUGCUGGAUAAGAAGUUGGAAGAACAUUUAGCAAACGAAGCUGAAAGUUCCUCAACAGCGGUUGAUGUAGAUGAUGACAGUGACGAAAUAGCUGUGUGUUCUCCUGUGGGGAUGCAAUUCAAUGAAACCAUGAAUGGGAGCACAAGGAAAAGGAAGCAAGCGUCUCCCAGAAGUGCUACUAAGCGAGUCAGGGAGUACAUACCCCUCGACAGGUCUGGUCCGUACAGCUUGAUUCUCACACUCUACAGAAACCACACAAGGCCAGGAAGUAAGGGAUUCAUGCACAAAACUGAGUUACAAGAUGCAGCUCAACCGUUGUGUGACAAAUCUAUGAAGAUGCCUGAUCCUGGAGGUCAUUAUACUGCAUGGUCAUCUAUGAGCACCCUCGUCACCAAGGGAUACGUGUAUAAGGAAGGUAGUCCAGCAAGGUACGUGAUAACAGAGUCCGGAUGUGAACUGGCACACAAGUUGGAAGCCACCACAGGGCAACACCCUAUCACAGAUCAUCUGCCUAGGAUGGCGUCCUUGGAUAACACCAUACCGGUAGCUCAGGAAGAUCAGAGGUCAGAGGUGACAUCAAGGAGAUCAGCUCUUGAGAUUCCCAACUACUGGUACAUUGAUGACAGGGGGCGAGAAGUGACAUUAAAAGACAGAGCAGCUGUCACCGUAAAUGAUGAUGGAGUUGGCUUCUUGAUCAAGUGUUCUGAAGCCUCAUUACGGUCCUGCUCGUUGCGCUAUAAGAUCGACAGAGGAAGGACCGCACCACCAGGAUCCUGCUAUGCCUACCUGCACAAUGAUGACGCCUCUGAAGUUUGUCCAGCAUCCAAGAGCUCACCGCCGGCAAACGGAGAACACGAUGGAGCUGUAGAGAUAUCCAAGAAGACAUCCCAUAGCCACUCAAACUCUAGAUCAACAAACUCAUCGUAUGUUCCUUCUACAAACUCAUCGUAUGUUCCUUCUACACAUCCCACCAGUAGCUCAUUCACAGCCGUGCCAAAAAGCAGACAUGGAAUGGAUUCAGAUGAUAUGACAACAAGCGCCCCUGGAUCAGAGAGGACUGGUAGUAGCACCACACCCACUCCUGUGUUCAGUCUCAGACCCGGCCAGUUUGAUGUCAUCCUGUGUGUGGAUAACUGUGAAACAACAGGGAUCGGUGGAAAGGAGAAGGGCAGGAAGCACGUCCUUCUGAAAGAGUUGCAGAAGAACGGCGUGAAUCUCGACGUGAGAAAGCUCCAAGUCGGUGACUUCCUAUGGGUGGCCAGGGAGAAGGGCAGCGCUGUUCCAGGAUUGCUCCAGAUGCCUCGGAGAAGAGAGGCGGUUCUUGAUUACGUGGUGGAGCGCAAGAGAAUGGACGAUCUCUGCUCCAGCAUCCAAGAUGGACGAUUCAAAGAACAGAAGUUUCGUCUUAAGCAGUGUGGUCUAGGUCACCCUGUCUAUCUUGUGGAAGACUUUGGUUCCACAGAUCACAUGUCACUUCCAGCUGCUACUAUGCUUCAGUCUGUUGUCAAUACACAGGUGAUUGAUAAUUUCUUUGUGAAGAAUACCAGAGACAGUAAGGAAUCGGCUGCCUACCUCACCAUCAUGACCAGAUACCUUAACAGCCUCUACUCGGAUAAGACAAUAAAAGCGUACAGUAGAGAGGAUAUGGACAAGCUUACAGGCUCAACCGAUUUGAACUCUCCUCAACAACGCUGCCUCUCAUUCCGAGAGUUUAACGAAUCAUCGGUCAAAAAUAAGGAAAUGACGGUAACCGAGACAUUUGCAAAGCAGCUCUUGCAGUUCGGCGGCAUGUCAGCAGAAAAGGCAUUGGCUCUCACACAGAUUUACCAGACACCGUCCGAUCUCAUUAGGGCCUAUGAAACAUGCAGUCUUCCAUCAGAUCAAGAGAAAAUGUUGGCCAAAGUCAAGUAUGGACAGUCACAGAGGAACAUGGGGCCUGCAUUGAGUAAAGUGGUCUAUCAGCUGUAUCGCUCAUCAAAUGCUUUGACGUGAGAAUGCUAUUGCUGACUCUUAAAGCCCCUCUGCACUAGUGUUGCCAGGAGGGAUUAGACCUCCUUGCAUGG
Messenger RNA from Strongylocentrotus purpuratus (purple sea urchin), 2366 nucleotides. It is a transcript of the gene mus81, whose product is annotated as crossover junction endonuclease MUS81. The transcript has 18 exons. Gene Ontology annotation, cellular component: Holliday junction resolvase complex; nucleus. NCBI's taxonomy places the organism in Eukaryota, Metazoa, Echinodermata, Echinoidea, Camarodonta, Strongylocentrotidae. The record is from RefSeq and is a predicted model, not a curated record. Gene Ontology annotation, biological process: resolution of meiotic recombination intermediates; DNA catabolic process; double-strand break repair via break-induced replication. Bases 79 to 2295 code for a protein of 738 amino acids. Gene Ontology annotation, molecular function: DNA binding; crossover junction DNA endonuclease activity; 3'-flap endonuclease activity.